Molecule: messenger RNA, 886 nt
Organism: Vicia villosa (hairy vetch)
Lineage: Eukaryota; Viridiplantae; Streptophyta; Magnoliopsida; Fabales; Fabaceae
Product: protein LURP-one-related 4-like
Exons: 1
Coding region: 59-652 (197 amino acids)
Source: RefSeq, a predicted model, not a curated record
GAAGCUCCAUUUCGAAUAUCAAUAUCACUAUCACAAUUCACAACAACAACAAAGAACAAUGGCCAAAGCCAAAGUUUAUCCUCAAGAACAAGAAUCCAUAACAUCCUCAGAGUCUCAUGUUCAGUGUCUCAGUAAUAAAAGUGAAAGAUAUACAAUAUGGAUGAAAUCACUUGUUCUCCACUCUAACGGUUGCACUGUGUAUGAUUCAAAUGGUAACAUAGUUUAUAGAGUUGAUAACUAUAAUAGAAAAGGUAGAAGAAAAGUUAAUCUCAUGGAUAUACAAGGCAAUGUUCUCUGCACCAUCAGAAAGAGAUUACUAGCUUAUGGAUGUUGGGAAGGCCACAAAUAUCUAAGCAGCCAAGAGGAGCAACCAUGGUUUCAUGUUAAAAGAUGUCUCACAGGGAAAACUGCUUGUGAGAUUAAAGUUGGAUCGCAAAAUUUGUGCAUAGAAAGAAUGAGUAUUGGAAAAUCAUUUGGUUUUCGGAUAGUGAACAAAAAUGGAGAAAUGAUAGCAGAGGCAAAGCAAAAACAGUCUUCUGCAGGGAUUGUUCUGAGUAAUGAUGUUCUAACUUUGGAUUUGGAAGCUGGCACGGAUCAUUCCUUAAUAAUGGGCUUGAUUACAGUAUACGGAUUGAUAUGUGACUUAAUGUAAAUAUUUCAUACGAGAUACACGAUUCUACUCGCUUACUGUGUAGUAAAUUUUCUAGCUAAAAGCUUAAUUUGUAAUUAGUGUUUUUCUCAGUUUGUAUAAAAAAGAUCAUGUGCAAAAUCAGAGUGUUUUCAUUUUUCCAGAAGCAUCAUCAGGAUCUAUAGUUGAUGAGAUAUGAAUAUAUAUGUAUUAUGUACACAUAUUAUUUACAGGGAAAAAUAGACAUAAUUUAUUGUG